AUGAGGCAGUGGAUGGAAAUGAAUAUGCAGUGUGGGCAAAUGCGAGUGUUUUGGAAAUCAAGGGAAUGGAAUGUGAGAAAAUCAACAUUUGAUUCAGAGAAAGAAAUCCCACUUUCAUUGAGAAGAAGGUAUUUUAGAAGGAGGGAAAAGAACAGACCAUCAAGAGACUCUGAAGACUAUGAAGAGCAGCAUGAUCAAAUGAUCACAUUUCCCUGUUCCAUAUGCAAGCAUGAAAUUGAUCUACCUGAAAUUUUCCUCCAUAAAAAGCUGCACAUGGCUCUGGCCACCCUGGGGUUUCAAUGGAUGGGUGGAAAGAAACCCGCGCUCCCACUGAUUUCCAUUCAGAGACAGUUUAUAAUCACUAAACUAUUGUCAUUUUCUAUAUUCACUGAAAAAAUCCUACAGAGCAUUAAUAAUGCUUUUGAGCUACUUUGGAAGAAACAAAUCCCAGCAUACUAUAAGAUUAUUGAUAACGUUCACAGGAGUUCCAUAUAUUCUCAAACAAUCUGUCAUGUAUUGAUUAAAGGUGUAGCCGUUUGUGAGGAUAGAAAUUCUACAUGGAAAGCUGACAUGAAUGAUAAAUUCACUGUGGUGAAUAACUUUGGCAAUAAACCCGAUGUGUGUUUUUUGGGUUUGUUCGAUGGACAUCAUGGUGCCUCAGCAGCAGACUUGACAUCAAUGGAACUUCCAAUUUUACUUCUCCAUCAACUUUCCAGAUUUGAUCCUUCCUACCAAAUGACUCCUGAAGAGCAAAACAUAAUCAAAUCCUUUCACACAGUAUUUAGGGAGGAAUACAUAGCUAUAGAAGAACUUUUUUCCUCCAUAAAGAAAAAGAGAAAAACGGUGAAAUGUGAGUAUGAGAACAUACACAAAGCCUUUGCAAAAGCAUUUUGGAGAAUGGAUAGACUUUUACGUCUCGGAAGGAAUGAAGUAUCCAGGGUUCGAUGGAGUGGCUGUUCUGCAGUUACUUGUAUAUUGGAAGGCAAUAUUAAAAAACCCUAUGCUAAGAAGAAUUGGAAAAUCAAUAAGGGUGAUGACUUGGCAAAGAGUUUCCCUUCCCAGAUGAUGCCACAAAUAAUGUCUGGAGUACUCCAUAUUGCAAACACUGGUAAUGUACAAGCAGUCUUAUGCAGAAAUGGAAAAGGCUUUUCCAUAACCAAAGAACACACUACGCGAAACAUAAACGAAAGACGACGACUACUUCAGAAUGGAGCAGUAAUUAGUUCAAAUGAACCAUAUGGGCUCCUAGAAGGGCAAAUAAAAACCACACGAGGACUUGGAUUUCAUGGAAAUCUCAAACUGAAAAAAUCUAUUAUCCCAGCACCUCAAACUAUCUCUGUCCCUAUAGAUGACUUAUGCCAAUUCCUUAUCUUAGCUACCAAUGGACUCUGGGAAGUUUUGGAUACAAAGGAAGUCACUGCACUGGCAAUGACAAUGUUUCAAGUGUAUAAAGAAACCUAUUAUUCUAACACACAAAAUGAAUCUUUACCAUCCAAAGAGCCUUUCCUAAUCUAUGAACCAAGCAAUUCUAUAUCAGAAAGUAAUAUCCGUAUAUUGUUUCAGUAUAAACCUGAAUCUACAGAAUGUGUGUCAACUAUAAAUUCAAAAGAAAACUUGUUUGAUUCAACAUGUUCUAACCCUAAAAAUUCACGAACACUUCCACCAGAAAUGACUAAUCAUGAUCUUUACAGUGAGAAAGAAACUAAUGGACCAACCAGUGUAGAUGAUGUGUCCAAAAAUGCAAGGGAGAAAGAAUCACGCACUAAAAAUUUCUAUGAAGGUGUAGCCAAGUAUAUUAGCCGUGAACUUGUAAGUGCUGCUUUAGUGGCUGGCUCCAGAGACAACAUUACAGUCAUGGUAAUACUUCUCAAGGGAAGUGAGUAUCAAGUUUCUGACUAAGAUAAAGUUUCAAUUAUCCAGAGUACAAAAAUGUAAAGACAAUUCUUCAAAGAACCAGAUAUUAGGAUAAUACAUCAAUACCAUGCAAAUAAUUUUUAAGAAUGUAUUAAAGAAACUAUAAAAGCAUAUUUUAGGUUACAUAAUACCAUUUAUAUAUGUUCACUGUUCCAUGCCAAAAAAGAGAAAAACCAGUACUUGCUUUUUAUACCACUUUAUUCCAACCUGAGCACCUCAAUAUAAAACUAAACACUGGUGAACUGUUUUCCUUACUAAUUCUGAAUUACUGUAAAUGUACAAGUUCUGCUAGCAGUUCAACACUUAAAUAGAUUAAAUCAUCUGACACAUGGUAGAUUUCAUAUAAUGAAAAUACCUAAAACAA
Messenger RNA from Mirounga angustirostris (Northern elephant seal), 2278 nucleotides. It is a transcript of the gene PP2D1, whose product is annotated as protein phosphatase 2C like domain containing 1. Bases 1 to 1899 code for a protein of 632 amino acids. The transcript has 3 exons. Gene Ontology annotation, biological process: protein dephosphorylation. The record is from RefSeq and is a predicted model, not a curated record. Gene Ontology annotation, molecular function: protein serine/threonine phosphatase activity. NCBI's taxonomy places the organism in Eukaryota, Metazoa, Chordata, Mammalia, Carnivora, Phocidae.